CGGAGGCGGAACCGGCGGCGCAGACCUGGGCUCCCGGAGCGCAGAGGAGCCGCCGGGCCUGCGGGGAUCGUGCGCCCGCGCCCCCCCGCGCUCAGCCAUGCAGCCCCCGGGCUCCCGCACCCCGCUGCUCGCGCUGCUGGCCGCGCUGCUGGCCGCGCCCCGGGCUCUGGCAGAGGCCCCGCACCUAGUCCUCGUGGACGCGGCGCGUGCGCUGCGGCCCCUGCGGCCCUUCUGGAGGAGCACCGGCUUCUGCCCCCCACUGCCUCACAGCCAGGCUGACCAGUACGACCUCAGCUGGGACCAGCAGCUCAACCUGGCCUAUGUGGGCGCUGUCCCUCACGGUGGCAUUGAGCAGGUCCGGACCCACUGGCUGCUGGAGCUCGUCACAGCCAGGGAGUCAGCUGGGCAAGGCCUGAGCUACAACUUCACCCAUCUGGAUAGGUACCUGGAUCUUCUCAGGGAGAACCAGCUCCUCCCAGGCUUUGAGCUGAUGGGCAGCCCCUCCAAACGCUUCACCAACUUCGAGGACAAGCAGCAGGUGUUUGAGUGGAAGAAGCUGGUCUCCCUUGUGGCCAGGAGAUACAUUGGUAGGUAUGGACUCUCACACGUUUCCAAGUGGAACUUCGAGACAUGGAAUGAGCCAGACCACCACGACUUUGACAACGUGUCCAUGACCAUGCAAGGCUUCCUGAAUUACUACGACGCCUGCUCCGAGGGGCUGCGGGUUGCCAGCCCGGCGCUGCGCCUGGGCGGCCCCGGGGACUCCUUCCACCCCUGGCCACACUCGCCGCUGUGCUGGGGCCUCCUGGGGCACUGCCACAAUGGCACCAACUUUUUCACGGGGGAGCUGGGUGUGCGGCUGGACUACAUCUCCCUCCACAAGAAGGGCGCGGGCAGCUCCAUCUACAUCCUGGAGCAGGAGAAGGCCACCGUGCUGCAGAUACAACGGCUCUUCCCCAAGUUUGCUGACAUCCCCAUUUACAACGAUGAAGCGGACCCGCUGGUGGGCUGGUCCCUGCCGCAGCCUUGGAGAGCUGACGUGACCUAUGCAGCCAUGGUGGUGAAGGUCAUUGCCCAGCACCAGAACCUGCUGGUGGCCAACUCCAGCUCUGCUGUGCGCUACGCGCUCUUGAGCAAUGACAACGCCUUCCUGAGUUACCAGCCGCACUACUUCACACAGCGCACACUCACUGCGCGCUUCCAGGUCAACAACACGCGUCCGCCACACGUGCAGCUGCUGCGCAAGCCCGUGCUCACCGCCAUGGCGCUGCUGGCCCUGCUGGACAGCGAGCAGCUCUGGGCCGAGGUGUCGCAAGCCGGGACGGUGCUGGACAGCAACCACACGGUGGGCGUCCUAGCCAGCGCCCACAGCCCGGCUGGCCCCCUUGACGCCUGGCGCGCCACGGUGCUGGUCUACGCGAGCGACGACACGCGCAACCACGCCAAUCGCAGCAUCGCCUUGACCCUGCGCCUGCAUGGGGUGCCCCCGGGCCCGAGGCUCGUCUAUGUCACCCUGUACCUGGACAACCAGCUCUGCAGCCCCCAUGGCGAGUGGCAGCGCCUCGGCCGGCCGGUCUUCCCCUCGGCAGAGGAGUUCCGGCGCAUGCGCGCCGCCGAGGACCCAGUGGCCGAGGCGCCACGCCCCUUCCCUGCCAGUGGCCGCCUGACACUAAGCCCAGAGCUCCGGCUGCCCUCGCUCCUGCUGGUGCACGUGUGCGCACGCCCUGAGAAGCCGCCAGGCCAGGUGACCCGGCUCCGUUCUCUGCCCUUGACCAGCGGGCAGGUGCUUCUGGUGUGGUCGGAUGAGCGCGUAGGCUCCAAGUGCCUGUGGACGUAUGAGGUCCAGUUCUCCGCAGAUGGUGAGGCGUACGCUCCUGUCAGUAGGAGGCCAUCGACGUUUAACCUCUUUGUGUUCAGCCCAGACUCCGCUGUCACGUCCGGCUCCUACCGGGUUCGAGCAGUGGACUACUGGGCCCGGCCAGGCCCCUUCUCGAACCCUGUGCGAUACCUGGAGGUCCCUGCACCAUGAGGGCCCCCACUGUGCAGUGACCAUGAGCCUGUGCUGACCCGUGAGCCUGGGUGGUCAGGAGCUGAGAUGGGCUGGACCACCAACGGCCCCUCAGUCGACUCUGUCGUUCUCUCCUGUUCUCUUGCUCAUGCCGUUAAAGUGCCUUUUCACUCAUCA
Messenger RNA from Zalophus californianus (California sea lion), 2185 nucleotides. RefSeq names its product alpha-L-iduronidase (gene IDUA). The record is from RefSeq and is a predicted model, not a curated record. NCBI's taxonomy places the organism in Eukaryota, Metazoa, Chordata, Mammalia, Carnivora, Otariidae. The transcript has 14 exons. Gene Ontology annotation, molecular function: L-iduronidase activity; protein binding. Gene Ontology annotation, biological process: carbohydrate metabolic process. Bases 98 to 2029 code for a protein of 643 amino acids.